AUGGAUGAAUUCGAGUGGAAUGAUGUCAAGGAUGGCGCGCUCGACUCCUUGAAGGCCACCAUUUUCUCCAGCUCAACAUCCCGCCGCCGCGCCGCUCUCCAUGAACUUCAUGAGAAAAUCCUCUCACGCGACCUGCCUAAGGAAUUGCAUAGGCCUCUUCUAGAUCUUCUUUUUGGAACCUACCCGGUAUACGUUGAUCGGGACUCCCGCCGAGACGCGCAACGAUGCAUUCAAGAUAUCUUUCGCGCUCCCAUAUCGUCCAUUGACUUGAAAGAAUUUGCGGUUAAACUUCAAAAUGAAUGCUGCAAACCAACUAUUGCUGCUACAAAUGCGUUCGUCCUCAUCGAAUGGUGUCAUUUGCUUUUACAGCACCUAGGUCAACGCGGUGCAGAGAACCUUGAAGACGCAACACACUUAGCUAUAAAUACCUUGUCCGCUCAUUCAAAAGCACUUGAAACGUGCCUCCGCUCAUCUAAACGAGAAGGCUUGAAACACUCUGCCAUAAUUGUGUCUAGGAGAGCGUUGCGAGUUAUCCUAAAAGAGGAGAAUGGCAACGAGGUUGUGCGUCGCCUGGUUGACCAGCUUACCAGCGAUUCGAGUUCAGGUUUUCGGAAUGCACCUUUUCUUGGAGUUAUAUCUGGCGUUUGUGCACGACUUCCUAACAGGCGGCCUGUCAUGGAGGAGGUGAAAGACAGUGUUUUUCGUUUUUUCAUAAAAGACAUUUUGGGCUCUCGUAUAAUGGUUCCCAUCCACAUCGUGGACGGCUUACAUGAUUUUUUUAUGGAAUUUGCAACCGUGGAAGAUCUUAAUAGAGAAAUCUGGCCGUCGCUCGAAAAGGCAACACUUAGAAGUCCGGAGGUGGUCUUUACGGGCAUUAUUCCCUCUCUAGUAUCUGCGAUCCCGCCACAGGUUGAUUUGUCCGAUAUAUUGCUAUCACGACUGGCGAAACCAAUUCUUGCGAGUCUUAAGUCCUCUGUUCAGGCCACUAGACAGGGUGCCGUGAAGGCAUUUGAAGCCGUGAUUUCCAGAUGCAAUGACAACAACUGUCUUCUUAAGAUACUCCAUGAGGUUCUUCAGCCUUUGAAAACUCUAAAGAUCAGCAAUGCGGAACACCGUACACUGCAAGCACAAAUUUUAACCACUUUUCCUUGCUCUGAAGAAAUAUCCCAGGCAGUAGUAUCUGAUCUCUUGCCAGCAUUGUCUCGUGAAAGCAAUGAGCCUGCACUUGAUGUUGAACUAAAGAGCUUUGUGCAUCAUCUAACCUACUUGAUACGUGCUGGGUGUACCAUUGGUGUGGAUAUUUUCGCUGCUAUUGUGAAAGGUUGCGGUGAAAAGCGAAGUGGUUUUCGCAAAACCUGGAUUGUUACUAUUGGUGAAAUGGUCUGGAAUCUGGACAGUGGCUCCUUAACUGCCUCUCUACCCAUCAAAAAGGGAUUCUUAAUCCCUGUGGUUGAUAAAUUUUCUGCCUCCUAUGAUGAGAUUGUUGCUAACCCUCUACCUGCAGCCCAGGGUGGAACAAUUUUAAUGGCAUACGUAUUUCUGGCACUCUCGUGUCAGAACCUCAAAGGCGUGAAGCUUGAUGAUGCUAAAGCUCUUGUUCAUACAGACGAGAUUAUUAGACAGUCACUGUUGCUAGCCCCUAAACCCUCAUUCUUGCUAAAUGCCAAGGUACUGGCCAAACUGGCUUCGAAAGAAGAACUCACAUGGAGUGCUCGUGCAUUGUCUAAACUGUCCGAAGAACCAAGCUUUUUGGCUGCAGAUACAUCUGUGAAGGAUGCCUGGGCGCAAGCGUUUCUCUAUAUGAUUACAUCUAAUACAGCUCCUCCAGAAACUCGAGAAUUUGCACAUGCUCAACUAACUCAGAGCUAUCUAAGCAACCCGGAAGUGAUUGGAGAAACGAUAAGGCAAUCUAUAUGGAAGUGGCUUCUUGCAAUCGAGGUCGGAGACAAAGACUCGGUUGCUAUCGCUUCUGGAAGCGGGGGUGACAGACUCUUUCUCGCAAUUAGAGCUAUCGUUCCCUCGCUAUCGAGGCUAUCAAGCAAUGGCGCGCAAUCCGCGCGACUUAACAAGCACCUAAUUGAACUUCUGGUGUUAUGUCGCCCCGAAAUAAUUCCUAAGGUGAACUGGAUAGAUGUUGUUCUAAAGGCCGGCGUAGACCCUGGUCAGCUUGUACAGAACCACCCUGCUGAGUGCAUGAGCCAAGUGUUACUCGCUACCGAAGAUGAAACGCGAGCAAAACUCUCUGUGGGGAAGCUUGCAGCGUGGAACGCCGCUGCUGAACUUGCCUUUGUUGCCCCAGAUGAUAUGAUACCGAAACUUGUUAAACAAUUUGAAGCAGACCUGAACGUUGAUAGGUUUACGAGAUUUGGUUUACUAGACAUUGAAAUUGCGCGUCACCCUGAAGACUCGACUUUUAUAGAUGUUCUGUCCGCCAAAACUACACGAUUACCAGGGAAAGGUGACAAGGAUUAUGACACCCUCAAAUGGGAACAGGAGCUUCGAACUGAAAUGGCUCGGAAGCGCGGUCAGCAACAAAAGAAGCUAACUCCAGAUGAACAAAAAAAGGUGAAUGCACAACUUGCCAAAGAAGGUGAAAUUCGGAAAUCUGUCCAGUCUCAAGAGCAGUUUAUUUUGCGAGGGGCCGGCAUUGUCGAAAGUCUUGCCAAAGGGCCUUCUACCGGUGCGGACGGAUGGAUCAGCCAAGCAGUCAAUGCUUUGAGCCUUCUUGUCAAGGCUGGCGCAGGUUCAUUAGUUGGAGAUAGUAUAUCCAAAGCAUAUGUGGCUUGCACUAAUCUGUUAUCUAGCCGUUUGGAGGAAAUCCGACCAUUUAUUGGCAUUGCCACCCUUCGCUCCUUGGGAAAGACCUAUUUGUCCUCUGACCUUGAAGUGGAAUCUCUUGGGAGCCUUGUCACUCGAAUUCUCUACCGUGUUCGACUUAUAUCCGAGCAGCGACCAUUUGAUGGCGUUUCCUUUGCAAUCCUACUUCAGCUAAUAUUCGUUGUCCUCGAAAGAGAUGGAAUCGAAGAGGCCGAUGAAACGCAGGGAGAGCAGGUUCUUCUUGCCCUUGAGUUUCUUUCAAUUCAUGCUAGCUUAUUCUCUGAGACCAGACUUCCCAGAACGGAGACGUUGCGACAACUCAUAUCUGUGAUGCGAUUACAUCCAGAGCAUUAUAAAUUAAUACGCGAUCUCCUUGCUGAUAUAUGCCGCUCUAUAGCGGGAAAUGUGAAUGCGGAUGAACUUACUAUUUUCCUUCAGGGGGCAAUUGUCCCCGAAACCUCGGUGCGCAGUGCCGUUCUCCAAGCAGUCGAGGCCGAAAUGGAUCUCACGGAUCUUGAUUUCUCUGAAUAUAUCUGGUUAAGUUGUCAUGAUCUUGUACCUGAAAAUGCUGAAUUAUCCAAGAUGAUAUGGGAAGAGAACGGUCUCGAAGUCGAUGAAAACUCUCCAAACCUUAUCAUGAAUUACCUUGACAGUGCUGAUCCUCAAUUAAGGGGUGCAGCGGCAGAAGCACUUGCGCAUUCAUGUGAAGUCAGUGCAACAGUUUUUACAGGAGCCCUUCAAAAGCUCGAAACCAAGUAUCGAGAUGAAAUUGCGCCGAAAGCCCCGCAGACAGACGCAUACGGGAUGCCAAAGAAGAUGGAACCGCCAGAUAACUGGGAACUCCGGAGCGGUAUAGCUUUGGCCUUAAAAGCAAUGGCUCAAUUGUUCGAAAGAGAUCGUGUUGUUGAGUUUUUUCAAUUUUUAAUCAACGAUGGUCCAUUAAUCGAUAAAAAUGCUUCUGUUCGCAGGCAGAUGGCCGAAAGUGGGAGUGCAGUGAUAGCUCUGCACGGACAAGAGAAUGUUGAGAAGCUUAUGGAGCUUUUUGAGACUACAUUGGCGUUAUCUGACAAAGCUACAGAGCAAUCUGAUUGGCUUAACGAGGCAGUGAUCAUUUUGUAUGGAUCGCUUGCUCGUCAUCUUGAAUCAAAUGAUAAACGACUACAAACUGUUGUCCAAAAACUUCUCGACACACUCUCUACUCCAUCUGAAACGGUUCAAUUUGCGAUUUCUGAGUGUUUGUCCCCCCUUAUUAGGCUUUCAACCUCCGAAAUCUCAUUCUAUAUUGAAACCUUGAUUGACCAACUACUACAUUCGAAGAAAUACGCCUCAAGGCGAGGAGCAGCGUACGGUCUCGCAGGCGUUGUUCAUGGGAAAGGGAUAUCUUCUUUGCGUGAGUUUCGUAUCAUGUCACAGCUCAAAGAUGCGUCCGAAAAUAAGAAAGAACCAAAUGAACGGCAAGGAGCACUGCUCUCUUUUGAGCUCUUUUCUUCAAUACUAGGCCGAGUCUUUGAGCCAUACAUCAUCCAAAUUGUUCCUCAAUUACUAGUGGGCUUCAGCGAUCCCCUCAUUGAUGUUCGUGACGCUUGUCUGGAUGCUGCCAAAGCAUGUUUUGCGAGCCUCAGCUCCUAUGGGGUGAAGCAAAUUCUGCCGACUUUGUUGGAAGGGUUGGAUGAUCAACAGUGGAGGAGCAAGAAGGGUGCCUGUGACCUCCUCGGAGCCAUGGCAUAUCUGGAUCCUCAACAAUUGGCAGUAAGCCUCCCGGAUAUUAUUCCGCCCCUUACUGUUGUUCUCAAUGAUAGCCACAAAGAAGUUCGGAAUUCUGCCAAUAGAAGUCUUCAGCGCUUCGGUGACGUUAUUAGCAAUCCGGAAGUAAAAGGCCUCGUCAAUAUUCUGUUGAAAGCCCUGAGCGAUCCUACAAAAUAUACCGAUGAAGCGUUGGAUGCCUUAAUUAAGGUAUCCUUUGUUCAUUAUCUCGAUGCACCUUCCUUGGCUCUUGUUGUGAGAAUUUUAGAAAGGGGACUAGGAGAUCGGUCGGCGACGAAACGCAAAGCUGCUCAGAUUAUUGGCAGCUUGGCUCACCUUACAGAGAGGAAAGAUCUCACAUCUCAUCUUCCAAUUUUAGUUGCCGGCCUCAAGAUUGCAAUUGUUGAUCCCGUACCUACCACCCGUGCCACGGCUUCCAAAGCACUUGGGUCUCUCAUCGAAAAACUCGGAGAAGAUGCAUUGCCAGACUUGAUCCCAAGUCUAAUGACUACUCUUAAAUCAGACACCGGGGCAGGGGAUCGCCUGGGUUCUGCCCAGGCCCUUUCUGAGGUUCUCGCUGGCCUCGGAACAUCUCGACUUGAAGAGACAUUGCCGUCGAUACUACAGAAUGUGUCUAGUUCGAGAGCUGCUGUUAGGGAAGGGUUUAUGUCGUUAUUCAUUUUUCUUCCUGCUUGCUUCGGCAACAGCUUUGCUUCGUAUCUUAGCAAAAUCAUUCCUUCGAUCUUAUCAGGCUUGGCUGAUGAUGUGGAGGCUAUACGAGAAACGUCUCUGCGUGCUGGUCGUUUGCUAGUCAAGAAUUUUGCCACAAAAUCUAUCGACUUGCUACUUCCGGAGCUCGAGCGAGGAUUAGCAGAUGAUAGCCAUCGCAUUCGUCUUAGCUCUGUUGAAUUGGUCGGCGAUCUUUUAUUCAACCUUACUGGUAUUAAUGCUCAAGCAGAUGUUGAAGAAGAGGACGACACUGCUGCUCAAGCCGGGCAAUCUCUUCUAGAAGUUCUCGGUGAAGAUAAACGUAAUAAAGUGUUGUCAGCACUUUACAUUUGUCGUUGCGAUACCUCUGGACUUGUUCGAAGCGCUGCAAUCAAUGUGUGGAAAGCCCUGGUUGCAAGUCCUCGAACUCUUAAGGAAUUGGUACCUACGCUUACGCAGUUCAUUAUCCGUCGCUUGGGUAGCGCAAACAUGGAACAAAAGGUCAUUGCUGGGAACGCUCUAGGAGAAUUGAUCAAAAAGGCUGGAGAAGGUGUUCUUUCUACUCUUUUACCGUCACUUGAAGCAGGCCUCUUAGCUUCAACUGAAACUGAUGCAAAACAAGGCAUUUGCAUUGCACUUCGAGAGCUUGUUAUUUCCUCGUCCUUAGAAUCCCUUGAGUCUUAUGAACGGAGCCUUAUUUCUAUCGUGCGAUCUGCAUUGCUAGAUGCCAAUAAAGACGUCCGGGAAGCUGCUGCAGAAGCUUUUGAUGCUUUGCAGCAGGCCUUAGGAAAACGUAUUGUCGAUCGAGUUUUGCCGGACCUUCUGAAUCUAUUACACCAAGAUACAGAGGCAGACCGGGCCCUUGCAGCACUUCUUACUCUACUCACGGACUAUACCCGUGCCAACAUAAUUCUUCCGAAUCUUGUACCGACUUUGUUGGCUAGCCCAAUGACCGUGUUCAAUGCUAAAGCAUUGGCUUCUCUAGCUGAAGUUGCCGGUAGCGCUCUCACCCGAAGAUUGCCAACCAUCUUGAAUUCUUUGAUAGACAACUCUCUCUCAGCCAAAAACGAAAAACUCAGACCCGAAAUCCAGAAUGCAUUCGAUGCUAUCCUCACUUCUAUUGACGAAUUUGAUGGCUUGAACGCAGCCAUGAAUGUAAUGCUUACCCUCAUGAAGCAUGAAGAUCAUCGCAAGCGUGCAGCUGCAGCGAAUCGCUUGUCAUCGUUCUUUAUGAAUACCACUCUCGAUAUUUCCCGUUACUACCCAGAAUUGAUCCGUGUGUGUCUGAUAUCGUUUGACGACUCUGACCGAGAUGUUGUAUUAGCAUCUUGGGAAGCGCUUAGCAAACUGACCUCUCAUAUGCGAAAAGAGGAAAUGGAAGGUUUGGUAAUUUCGACACGCCAAGUCCUCAAACAAGUUGGUGUAGCAGGUGCCAAUCUUCCCGGCUUUUCGUUACCCAAAGGAAUCAACGCCAUCUUUCCUAUAUUUCUCCAGGGCCUUCUUAACGGCAAUGUCGAGCAACGGGUUCAAUCUGCUUUGGCUAUCGGUGAUAUGAUUGAUAGAACUAGCCCUGAGGCCCUCAGGCCUUCAGUGACUCAUAUUACCGGUCCGCUGAUUCGUGUUGUAUCAGAGCGCUCUGUUGAAAUAAAAUGUGCCGUCUUCCUUGCUAUCAACAAGCUGCUUGAGAAGAUACCACAAUUCGUGAAGCCCUUUCUUCCACAACUACAAAGAAUUUUUGCGAGAGGUUUGGCAGAUUCAACAAGUGAAGCCCUACGAGCAAGAGCGUCAAAAGGUUUAGGAAUUCUCAUCACACUGACACCAAGAGUUGAUCCUCUUAUUUCUGAGCUUAUUGCGGGAGCCAAAACACCAGACACCGGUGUCAAAAAUGCAAUGGUUCGUGCAUUGCAGGAAGCUGUUGAUAAAGCUGGACAGAACAUGAACGAUGCAUCGAAACAAAGCAUCCUUGAUUUAAUUGACAAUGAAUUAAACGACCGUGAUGAUGCAUCCAACAUCAAUAAUGCGCAACUGAUUGGUGCACUUAUUAAAUCACUCCCGGAAGCUACAGCUAUUCCUUUGAUUAAAAACCGAGUUCUUUCAACAAACUUCACCCAUCUUUCCAUCCUUACUCUGAAUUCCAUAUUAGCAGAGUCGCCAAAAUCGAUAUCAGACAAAUUCCCAGACGAAACCUUGUCCAUUAUUUGUCAAGGAAUAAAGCACAAAGAUGUUUUUAUAUCUAGCAAUAGUGUGCUUGCCGCUGGUAAAUUCCUGUUGGCUACAGAUAUUGAUCGCGAUACCGAGACAGAUAGGGUGGUUCUCGAAACUUUGAUAUCGGUGAUACCGCCAGGAGGUCCGAUUGACACACGUCGUGUGGCUUUAGUGGUCCUCCGAACCGUUAGCCGAUUAGAACCUGACCUUGUCGGGCCACAUCUUCCUUUGCUGGUGCCGCCCGUGUUUUCCAGCGUGCGCGAUCCAGUUAUACCAAUCAAACUUAGUGCAGAAGCUACGUUUUUGACAUUACUUCAGGUGGUAGAUGCAGGAAAUGCUAUCUUUGACAAAUAUAUACAAGGGCCUGGUGCAGAUCUACCGACGACAGUUAAGCGAAGUAUGCAGGACUACUUUAAGCGCGUUGCCUUACGAUUAGCAACGCAAGCCCGCGAGCGACGAGACGCGGAAGGCGGUGCUGGUGGAUUGGAUUUAGCUAGCGAUGAAGCCGACGAUGAAAGAGAGCUUUGGAGCGUUGGUAGAGUUGAUCUGGGGGAGUUCUCUGAAGAGGUCAACCUCCGCACUCAGAAGCGCCUGGCCGCUGCGGUCGUCGGCUGCGGUCAACGUAAGAUCUGGCUCGACCCCAACGAAGUCAACGAAAUCUCCACCGCCAACUCCCGCCAGACCAUCCGGAAACUCAUCAGCGAUGGCUUGAUCAUCCACAAACCCGUCACGAUGCACUCGCGUGCGAGAGCCCGUGAGCUCGCAGAGGCCCGAAAAAUCGGCAGACAUCGAGGUUUCGGUAAACGAAAGGGUACAAAGGACGCCAGAAUGCCCACUCAAGUUUUGUGGAUGCGUCGUCUGCGAGUCCUCCGCCGUCUUCUCGCCAAAUACCGUGCCGCUGGCAAGAUCGACAAGCACCUCUACCACGAGCUGUAUCACUUGAGCAAGGGUAACACCUUCAAGCACAAGCGGGCUCUCGUCGAACAUAUCCACAAGGCCAAGGCCGAGAAACAACGUGAACGUGUUCUCAAGGAGGAGAUGGACGCCAAACGUGCCAAGACAAAGGCUGCCCGCGAGCGACGACAGGAGCGUAUUGCAGCAAAGAGAAAUGCUCUUGUUGGCGAGACCGAGGAAGCUUAA
This is a messenger RNA of Ophidiomyces ophidiicola, 8613 nucleotides long. RefSeq names its product translational activator of GCN4 (gene GCN1). The transcript is spliced from 13 exons. Gene Ontology annotation, biological process: cellular response to amino acid starvation; translation; regulation of translation. Gene Ontology annotation, molecular function: protein kinase regulator activity; structural constituent of ribosome. Gene Ontology annotation, cellular component: cytosolic large ribosomal subunit; cytosol; ribosome. Bases 1 to 8613 code for a protein of 2870 amino acids. NCBI's taxonomy places the organism in Eukaryota, Fungi, Ascomycota, Eurotiomycetes, Onygenales, Onygenaceae. The record is from RefSeq and is a predicted model, not a curated record.